AGAUGCGAUGUAGUGAGAGGUGUGUGCAAAUAUGUGUCCUGCAUUUUGAGUAGCAACACGAUCCGGCAUUCUGUUAGCUAACGUUAGAUCAGCUAGCCAAGUCAACUGUAGGUUUGAACCCCACUUCAAUUGGGGAAACUUGUUUGUUAAAACCUCUCUGUCACUGACACGAUGCUGAGGAAUCUUGUGAGAUUGCACAGUCGUCUGGGGCAUGCCCUAUCUCCCCCCACUGUCUGCCCAAGAGGUCAAGUUCUUAAGCUGCUCCCUCUGAUCUCUGUAAACUCAAAAUCCUACUCCAUUGUCACAGAAAGAAAGAAAUUCUACGAGGAUGUCAGCAUAUCCCACGGAGAGGGUGGCAUGUUUGAGAUAAACCUGGACCGGCGGAAACUGAAGACACCAGGAGGAAAGCUUUUCACAGCCCCCAAUGAAGCCUUAGCCAUAGCCGUGGCGAAUGAGUGGGAUACUCAGAAAGACACGCUCAAGUUCUACAGCAUGCAUAUGACCACUCUUUGCAACACAGCCCUAGAUAACCCUACGUUCCGCAGCAAGGACCAAAUGAUCACCGCUGCCCUCAAGUAUCUGGAGACUGACACUAUCUGUUACAGAGUUGAGGAGCCUCCAUCUCUAGUGGAGCUUCAGAAUAAUGAAUGGGACCCUGUGUUGAACUGGAUUGAAGACCGGUACAACGUAGUCAUUGGCUCCUCCACCAGUAUACUAGGGCCAGAGAUCCCACAGGCGACGAUGGAUACUUUCCGCCAGCACCUGGGUUCCUAUAACCUCUGGUCCCUGACAGGACUGGAGUAUGUGAUCACCCAGCUGAAGUCAGUGGUGCUUGCCUUUGCGUUAAUUGACAAACACAUUACAGUGGAGCAGGCCGUGCUGCUGUCACGACUAGAGGCGGAGUUCCAGAUCGGACAUUGGGGAAACGUAGAGUGGGCUCAUGAUGUUGACCUGUAUGAGCUGAGGUCACGUACAGCAGCAGGGGCUCUGUUUGUACAUUUCUCUUCCGAAUGUUCAACGGUCAAACGCAAUCUCAUGCAAGACUAAGGAGGACAUUCAGUGCUUCCCUGAGUCAAACACAUACAAACUCAGACAGGACUCUUAAGAGCAAAGACAACAAAGGCAGUGUACUGGCCUCUGACUGGGAAGAAAUCCCAACUCCUUAGGACUUGAGUUUAUCUCUGGUGUUGUCCUUUGCGGAACAAAAACACAUAAUAUUUUAUCUGUCCGUCAAUCAAUCAAAUGUGUAUAUAUAAAGCCCUUUUUACAUCA
This is a messenger RNA of Coregonus clupeaformis (lake whitefish), 1272 nucleotides long. Its product is annotated as ATP synthase mitochondrial F1 complex assembly factor 2-like. Gene Ontology annotation, biological process: mitochondrial proton-transporting ATP synthase complex assembly. Gene Ontology annotation, cellular component: mitochondrion. Bases 172 to 1047 code for a protein of 291 amino acids. The record is from RefSeq and is a predicted model, not a curated record. Lineage: Eukaryota; Metazoa; Chordata; Actinopteri; Salmoniformes; Salmonidae. The transcript has 8 exons.